UUAUUGGAAGUCUCUAGAACCUAAAGCCUUUGACACUGUCGCUCUCUGUCACACUAUUUAAGCCUCUCUUUACCCGUUGCUCACGCCUUCACUGCUUUAUUUGAGUUCCAGAGUGAAGCAUAUUUAUCUUGUUUGGUUGAAUAAUGGAUGACGAUUUUGAUAUUCCUGGAAUGAAUGGGGAGGACAUGGAUCUGGCGGAUGAAAGUCCGAUAAUGAAAGUCGGUGAAGAAAAGGAAAUCGGUAAAGAAGGUUUGAAGAAGAAACUUGUUAAGGAAGGUGAAGGAUGGGAUACUCCUGAAGUUGGAGAUGAAGUUGAAGUUCAUUAUACUGGGACUCUUGUUGAUGGGACCAAAUUUGAUUCCAGUCGCGAUAGGGGAACUCCGUUCAAGUUUACUCUCGGUCAAGGACAAGUAAUUAAGGGAUGGGAUCAAGGUAUUAAGACGAUGAAAAAGGGUGAAAAUGCCAUUUUCAGCAUUCCUCCAGAGCUGGCUUAUGGAGAAUCUGGUUCUCCUCCAACCAUCCCUCCAAAUUCGACUCUCCAGUUUGAUGUUGAAUUGCUAUCAUGGACGAGUGUAAAGGACAUCUGCAAGGAUGGUGGUAUCUUCAAGAAGAUCCUUACCAAGGGAGAGAGUUGGGAAAAUCCCAAGGAUCUUGACGAAGUUCUAGUCAAGUAUGAAGCUCAGCUUGAAAAUGGCUCAUUGGUUGGGAAAUCAGAUGGAGUGGAGUUUACUGUUCAGGAAGGACACUUCUGCCCUGCUAUUGCAAAAGCUGUGAAAACUAUGAAGAAAGGUGAAAAAGUCCAGUUGACAGUGAAGCCACAAUAUGGUUUUGGGGAGAAAGGAAAACCAGCCUCAGGGGAUGCAGGAGCAGUCCCGCCUAAUGCUACACUGCAAAUCAACUUGGAGUUGGUAGCAUGGAAGACUGUCUCAAGUGUAACUGAUGAUAAGAAAGUAAUAAAGAAGAUCUUAAAAGAAGGAGAAGGAUACGAGAAACCCAAUGAAGGGGCUGUGGUUAAACUGAAAUUGAUUGGCAAGCUGCAAGAUGGCACAGUCUUCGUAAAGAAGGGCCACGAUGGAGAAAAUGAAGAUGACCUUUUCGAGUUUAAGACAGAUGAGGAGCAAGUUAUUGAUGGGUUGGAUAGAGCUGUUAUGUCAAUGAAGAAGGGUGAAGUGGCACUGCUAAUAAUUGCACCUGAGUAUGCCUUUGGUCCAUCUGAAUCAAAGCAAGACUUAGGUGUUGUUCCUCCCAACUCAACUGUACAUUAUGAGGUUGAGCUAGUUUCCUUUGUCAAGGAAAAACAAUCAUGGGAUAUGAAUACACAGGAGAAAAUUGAGGCUGCUGGCAAAAAGAAAGAGGAAGGAAAUGCUCUCUUUAAGGCUGGUAAAUAUGCAAGAGCAUCAAAGAGAUAUGAGAAGGCUGCUAAAUAUAUUGAAUAUGAUACUGACUUUAAUGAGGAGGAAAAGAAACAGUCGAAAGCUUUGAAGGUCAGCUGCAACCUAAAUAAUGCAGCUUGCAAGUUGAAACUGAAAGAUUACAAGCAGGCGGAGAAGCUGUGUACCAAGGUGUUGGAAAUUGAGAGUACAAAUGUUAAAGCUCUUUACCGGAGAGCUCAAGCAUAUAUGAACGUGGCGGAUCUUGACCUGGCUGAAUUUGACAUUAAGAAAGCCCUUGAGAUCGAUCCUCACAACAGGGAUGUGAAGCUUGAAUACAAAGCUCUGAAGGAGAAAGUUAAGGAAUACAACAAGAAGGAUGCGAAAUUCUAUGGGAACAUGUUUGCUAAGUUAAAUAAGCUGGAUGUCAACUCAGAUAACUCUGCUUCCAAGGAACGACAACCGGUGAGCAUAGACAGCAAGGCAUAACUGUCUUAAGCAGACAAGUAUAAUUUUCAUGGUGCUUUGUUAGUUGUUUAUGAAUGCUAGCGCUGGAUCUCUGAUACGGGAAAACUACACUGGAGUCUGGAUUUGUGGGAUCAGUCUUCUGUUUACACUGGAUUUGUGGAAUCAGUCUUAGCUGUUAGAAAAACUUGAUCUCUUUUAUUGGAUGCAACGAUUCUAUUCGCUCACUUAGCCUAAUAUUAUUGAAAUCCUUGUACUUGCAUGAGGUCAACUUUGAUAGUGCUCAAAUAAGGCUAUUCCCUGCUGAAUUAUUGAAGCUGUUCUACAUGUUUAGGCUUAAUGUUGGUAGCCAUCUUGAUGGACCUUAUGAAACUGUGUUGUGCUAGGCCUUGUACGAGGCGGAUGAAAUGUUUUUCAUUUUUCUCGUGGUAUCAAAUUCGUGGGUGCAAGGAGAAAAUGGUGUGAUGCUUUGCAUUCGAUUCUCUCUUUCUCUAGUGUUCAAACAAAACAAAUGCAUGAAAGAGAAAA
Lycium ferocissimum is the source of this 2363-nucleotide messenger RNA. RefSeq names its product peptidyl-prolyl cis-trans isomerase FKBP62-like. Lineage: Eukaryota; Viridiplantae; Streptophyta; Magnoliopsida; Solanales; Solanaceae. Gene Ontology annotation, biological process: protein peptidyl-prolyl isomerization. Gene Ontology annotation, molecular function: protein binding; peptidyl-prolyl cis-trans isomerase activity. The transcript is spliced from 13 exons. Gene Ontology annotation, cellular component: cytoplasm. The coding region runs from base 144 to 1859 and encodes 571 amino acids. The record is from RefSeq and is a predicted model, not a curated record.